Messenger RNA from Nothobranchius furzeri (turquoise killifish), 3228 nucleotides. RefSeq names its product zinc finger protein 345. Gene Ontology annotation, cellular component: nucleus. Gene Ontology annotation, biological process: regulation of transcription by RNA polymerase II. Gene Ontology annotation, molecular function: DNA-binding transcription factor activity, RNA polymerase II-specific; RNA polymerase II cis-regulatory region sequence-specific DNA binding. Lineage: Eukaryota; Metazoa; Chordata; Actinopteri; Cyprinodontiformes; Nothobranchiidae. The record is from RefSeq and is a predicted model, not a curated record.
UCCGAGCGCCAACCAAAAGCAAGACGAAGAAGAAGUAAAGGACUGAUAGCAAACAGCUUGUUGUAUGAGGUGAAUGUUGAGUCUCUGGGUUAAACCAUCGACAUAUAUACGGGUUAAACAUGUAUUCAGGAGAGUCUCUGAUGGAGUUUGUCAACAAGCAAGUAGCUACUGCUAGAAAACUCAUCACGAAGGUUGAAGAAGCCCUGGCCCAGUUCGAGGAAGGGCUCGGUGGUCAGCGUAGACUGUCGGAUAUGAGCUGGGAACCACAGAGCAGCUCACAUGGAGCAGAACUUCCACAGCAUCAUGUCUGGGAAAACAAGAUGGCUCUGACUGACCAGCAGCUCUCUAAACAGAAAUGGACCUCCAGUUUGGACCAGAAGGAACCAGAACCUCCAUUGAUGAAAGAGGAACAACAAGAACUCCUUAUCCAUCAGCAUGAAGGGCAGUUUCUUCUGAAGCAGGAAGUUGAUACCUUCAUGGAGAUUUCUCCUUCUGAAGAAACAGACUGUCAUGAACCAGAACCAAACAAGAACCAACCCUUGUGCCAGAGUACUACAGAAGCUGAGAACCAAGAUCAGGGUGGAUGCAGGAAAGAAAACUCGGAAUCAAACAGCAAUGAAGGACUGACACGUAAUAAAAUAUGCCAAUCCAAAGAUCACAGAGACAGUGUAGAUGAUAAAAAACAAAAAAGGCACAAGAGGGCUCACACAGGUGAGAAGCCAUAUCCAUGUAAAACUUGUGGUAAAUGCUUUCGUGUCAGGAGUACCUUGACUACACACAUGAGAACUCACACAGGUGAGAAGCCAUAUCCAUGUAAAACUUGUGGUAAAUGUUUUAGUGACAGUGGUUCCUUGACUAAACACAUGAGAACUCACACAGGUGAGAAGCCAUAUCCAUGUAAAACUUGUGGUAAAUGUUUUAGUGACAGUGGUCCCUUGACUAAACACAUGAGAACUCACACAGGUGAGAAGCCAUAUCCAUGUAAAACUUGUGGUAAAUGUUUUAGUGUCAGUGGUCACUUGACUAUACACAUGAGAACCCACACAGGUGAGAAGCCAUAUCCAUGUAAAACUUGUGGUAAAUGUUUUAGUGUCAGUGGUAACUUGACUACACACAUGAGAACUCACACAGGUGAGAAGCCAUAUCCAUGUAAAACUUGUGGUAAAUGUUUUAGUGACAGUGGUGCCUUGACUACACACAUGAGAACUCACACAGGUGAGAAGCCAUAUCCAUGUAAAACUUGUGGUAAAUGUUUUAGUGACAGUAGUUCCUUGACUACACACAUGAGAACUCACACAGGUGAGAAGCCAUAUUCAUGUAAAACUUGUGGUAAAUGUUUUCGUGACAGUGGUAACUUGACUACACACAUGAGAACUCACACAGGUGAGAAGCCAUUUCAAUGUAAAUGUUGUAGUAAAUUUUUCUCACAGAGUAAUGCUUUGACUACACACAUGAGAACUCACACAGGUGAGAAGCCAUAUUCAUGUAAAACUUGUGGUAAAUGUUUUAGUGACAGUGGUCACUUGACUACACACGUGAGAACUCACACAGGUGAGAAGCCAUAUCCAUGUAAAACUUGUGGUAAAUGUUUUAGUGACAGUAGUUCCUUGACUAAACACAUGAGAACUCACACAGGUGAGAAGCCAUAUCCAUGUAAAACUUGUGGUAAAGGUUUUAGUGUCAGUGGUCACUUGACUACACACAUGAGAACUCACACAGGUGAGAAGCCAUAUCCAUGUAAAACUUGUGGUAAAUGUUUUUGUGACAGUAGUUCCUUGACUACACACAUGAGAACUCACAUAUCAUUGAAUUGCUAAAGCCUCAUACUCCAACCCGAGCCCUCAGGUCCACAAACUAGAACCUUCUAGAAGUUCCAAAGACCAAUUAUAGAAGUCCAGGUGAUGGCUCCUUCCAGACUGUUGCACCCUGACAUUGGAGUGGUCCUCCUUUUAGCCUUACUAGUCUUGACAGUCUGGACACUUUGAAAAAAAAAAAAAAACAGCAGAAGACCCUUUCCUUUAAAGCUGCUAUAUCUAAUUAUAGUAUUUUCUUAUUUUUAACUCAAAUUUGUAAUCCUCUUUCAAUUGUUUAAUGGUAUUUUAUAAAUAUGUGACUUAGAUUCUUAUUUCUGUUUUAAGAUCAGUAGGAUUUUAUGACAAUGAUUUGUUUUCAUCUAUGUGAAACACCAUAUGAUUUUCUGUGUGUGAUGAGUGCUAUAUAAAUAAAAUGUACAUACAUGUGAAAAGCCAUAUCUAGGGAUGCUCUGAUCAAGUUUUAUGCGUCCAGUCACGAAUUCCAGGAGUGUUGAUUACUGAUACCGAUCAUACAGCUUGGCCAAAAAUUUCCUGUGAAGUUAUGAGUUCUGUCAUGCUGACCUGGCAGAGGUCAACUGUCUCCUCCUUAUGCUGACUCUGCUGCACAGUGUCUGCACAUGAGCUGUGCAUGCAAUCUUCACACUGGCCAGAGGGGGCUUGUGAACUCCGGUGUGUGCUCCUCCAGGUGAGCCAAAUCAGGAAAUCAAGAGCUCACCACUAGUGGCUUCUUCAUGCAUGCAGCAGUCAUUCAACCAGGGUGUGACAAAACUUAGAUGGCAAGCAACCAAUUCAGCUGUGAGGAGGACUUUGAUCUUGACAGGCUAUCGGUAAGCUCUUGGGAUGAUUCACAUGGACUUUUUUCUGAGCUAAGUUUUGUGGCAAACAACUGUUAGGAGGAAGUUUUGGUUUUUCUUUAAGUUUAUCAGAAAAUAUGGGUUUCCAUCCCAAUUUAUAGAAAUUUAAUAUCUAAAAAUGGUAACCCAAGAUUCUUUGUCUAAAUCCUGAAAUUAGUGAAUUUAGUUAAAAUGUACGUAAGAUUAUUUGUAACAAUCCUUAAUUAAAACCUUAAUUAAAAUGUUUAAAAACACAGGUUAAAUACUGAAAAAGUAACUGUGAAAGUAAAGAUGUAUAAGGUAGUAAAAUCUGAGAAAAUAAAACUUCUCUUGUUUAAUUUAAAUACUGGAAUAUGUUUAAACCUUAAAGUAGACUUUUACUUAGAACUUAAGUACUCACCUAUUUAAAUUACAGAUGUUGGUUGGAAUGUUUUAAGUUUGUGUUACCUGUAAAACGCAUUGUGUUUUUCUGUGUGUGAUCUUUAAACAGUUCUAUUUUUGUAUUUAAAGGUUUUUACCUGAUGCUGAUGCUGAUACUGACUUAUGAUGAUCCUGAAACUGGUCAAAUAGACAUAUCUGAG